CAUCAAGCCCCCUCUUUUUUCUUUCUCCUCUCACAAAAGGACCAAACCCAAAACCCCCCAUAUGGAGGCUCCACCACCCGCUCCGCCACCUCUCUCCUCCACUCUCGCCGCCGCAGCCGCAGCCACGGCGGCCGCAUACCCAGACUCAGUCGACUCCUCUCCCCGCUCCCGCAACACCGAUUCCUGGGACGAGCCAACGUUCCCCUCCGCGGCUCCCGGCGGCGGCGCUGCUAAGUUACGCCUGAUGUGCAGCUACGGCGGCCACAUAGUCCCCCGCCCUCACGACAAGUCCCUCUGCUACGUCGGCGGCGACACCCGCAUCAUCGUCACCGACCGCCACUCUUCCCUCUCCGACCUCACAAGCCGACUCUCAAAAACCCUCCUCAGUGGUGGAUCUUUCACAACCAAGUACCAACUACCCAACGAAGAUCUCGAUUCUUUGAUCUCCGUCACUACCGAUGAAGAUUUGGAGAACAUGAUCGAAGAGUACGAUCGACUCACUGCAAACAAUUCGACCCAGAAAUCGUCUCGACUCCGAUUGUUUCUCUUUCCGACGGAACCCGAUUCGGGUUCCUCAAUUGGGUCUCUGCUCGAGAACUCAACGAAGUCGGAGGACUGGUUUUUGAACGCUCUCAAUGGUGCUACGAGAGGUGGGUUCUCUGAAUCGGCGUCGGUGAAUUGUUUGCUGGGUUUAGACGAUGAUGUAGCGAUCGCCGGAAACGAGAACUCGUCGGCGAAGGGAGUGAGGAGUAGUAGUAACAACAACAUCAACAAGCAAGGUGGUGGUGGUGGUCAGGAUGUUCAUUCGGUGCCCGAUUCGCCGAUGCUGGAGACGAAUUCGUCGUUUGGGUCGGCGUCGUCUUCGCCGUCGCUAGCGAACUUGCCGCCGAUUAGGGUUCACGUGGUGGAGGAUCAGAAGGCGACGAUGGAUGGUGGAAUUGAGGACCAGUUCUCUCAGAUGAGCGUUGGGGCUACUACUACUGCUGUGCAGAAGCAAGAUGAUGGGGGUUUUGUGGUUCUCUCUUCGCCGCCUACUCUGCUAACCACUUCUGCGGCGGCGGCGGUGGUGGUGCCGGGUUUGGUGGGGCUUGCUGGAGGUUACCCGAAUCGGGUUAUCUCCGACGAUGAGAGAUCAGAACAGGGAAUGACUGUUGGGUAUCGGAAACCGGCACAGGCACAGCCACAGGCACAGCAACAGCAACAGACACUGCCUCCACAAUCGCAGCCCAAACCAACUGGUGGGAUUGAUUUGUCUUCCCCUGAUUCAGUUUCAAGGGUUUUUGAAUUGUUUGAAUUUCACAGUGAUAAUAGUACAACCAACCCGUUGUCUCGCCAAAGACCCAUGAUUUAUCAAGAUCCAACUGUUCAGAAUUCCUCUGGGAACAACAGGUUUCCUGUGAACAAUCCCAUUGAUCCGAACUCUAGGGUUCAGAUGCUACAAGUUCAGGAUUCUGGGUAUUUGUUGCCAAACCAAUUUGAUCAACAAUUGAAUCCACAACAACUUCAACAAUUGAAUCCACAGCAACAACAAUACCUUCAAUCACUGGGUGGCACUCAUUUCAUUCAGCAUCACCCUACCGGUGCAAUGCCAAUGGCUUCUUACUACCCCAUGUACCAUCCCCAGCAACAGCCCCACCAUCCGCUUGAUCAGCAAUACCCAGUGUUCUAUAUGGCUCCUAGACAGUCCCAAGCUUAUAACUUGCCUGUCCAACAACAAAACUAUAGCGAAAACGCCACCACCGCCCCUUCUAGCCGCCCCCAAACACCGCCUUACAACACUGCGAGAAAUGUCACUUCUAACGCCGAAAUGGCUACAGGAAUGUAUAGAACAGCAACUGGAGCUGCCUCGUCUUUAGUUCAAGUACCCACUAGCCAAAAUCAACCACAGUAUGUUGGUUUCUCUCAGAUGCAUCAUCCAUCUCAAUCUGUUGUUGCCCCUACUUCUGCCGCUACCGGCAAUUAUGCUUAUGAAUUUGCUGAUCCUGCCCAUGCCCAAAUGUAUUACCCUCAGCAUAUGACACACCAAUUGGCUGCUGCACAAUAUCAAGCCAUGACGUCAGGCCCUGCAAUGGUGUUACAUGAACCUCCUGCUCAGCUUCCUACAGACAACGUCAAGCAGCAGCAGAUCAGGACUGCACAGCCAUGAGAGGUGAGUUUGGGCAGGAACAAACAGUUUUGCAGCAAUGGGUGUGGUUUACAUUUCAGUUUUCAAUUAUAGUGUCUAUCUCUUUCAUUGGGUAUUGGUUUGUGGUUAUGUAUUUGUGAUAGGUAAUAAGAAGCACAGGUUUUCUUCGUUAUGUUCUUUACUUGUAUGUUAUAUUGCUGUUGCUAUUGUGAAAGAAAAUGAAAGUCAUGUGAGUCAUACUGUAAAAGCUCAAACUAAUAUAUUGGUCUGUUCAGUCUAUGUCAAUUAUUGAAUAAAUGUAAUAUAAUGUUGCUAGAGCGUUUGAGUAAAUUGUGUUUUCAGCU
Camellia sinensis is the source of this 2469-nucleotide messenger RNA. NCBI's taxonomy places the organism in Eukaryota, Viridiplantae, Streptophyta, Magnoliopsida, Ericales, Theaceae. The record is from RefSeq and is a predicted model, not a curated record.